AAUCAUAUGAAAGAAAGGAGUUUUAGAUCAAAGGGAAUUAAUGAAUCUUUUGAGAUAGCAGCAUCUUCCAGAGUGAUAACAAAUGUUUUGAAUAAUCUUAUAGAUAAUCUUAUGGAACUAGAUAAAAUAAAUGAAGAAGAUAUUAAUCAUGAUGUUAUCAAAUCUGAUAUUGAUGAAGGUAGUGAAAAAGAAAUAAAUAAUGAUGACAAAUCAGAUAAUGUUGAAUCAGUCAAUUUUAAUAUGUCAAAAUCAAAUUAUAAAGAUAAAAAUACAAAGAUACCAUUUACAAAUAUCAAUCAGAGAUUCUUAUAG
Molecule: messenger RNA, 312 nt
Organism: Funneliformis mosseae
Lineage: Eukaryota; Fungi; Glomeromycota; Glomeromycetes; Glomerales; Glomeraceae
Source: the annotation of a GenBank genome assembly